Messenger RNA from Myzus persicae (green peach aphid), 1377 nucleotides. RefSeq lists its product as uncharacterized. Bases 1 to 1377 code for a protein of 458 amino acids. Gene Ontology annotation, molecular function: nucleic acid binding. The transcript has 2 exons. NCBI's taxonomy places the organism in Eukaryota, Metazoa, Arthropoda, Insecta, Hemiptera, Aphididae. The record is from RefSeq and is a predicted model, not a curated record. Gene Ontology annotation, biological process: DNA integration.
AUGACCGUAAGUUCUUCCGCUACAAAAUUACUAGAUCGUUUUUCGUCGCUAGACAAAAUUGUUCGAAUUAUUGCAUACUGUUUAAGCGUCAGAAAUGUUAAAGAACCGGAACAACAAACCACAUCAGUUCUGAACGCGGAUGAAAUACAUCACGCCUUGUCUGCUCUCAUAUUUUCUGUACAAAAAUCCGUAGUGGGCGGUUGCCUUCAGAAUGCCGAAUUUCCGUAUAAGCAGAAACAUCCGCUCCUCCUACCGUCACAUAAUCGAUUGACAGAUCUGCUCAUUGACCACCACCAUUGCAAAUUGAAACACCCCGGUCCGUCUGCUCUCCAAACUCACUUACAACGUACGUUUUGGAUCCAGUCAUCCCGGAAAGUAAUCCGUUCACGUUUGAGGCAUUGUCUUGCAUGUUUCCGUACAAGGCCACAAUCCGUUCAACCAAAAAUGGCUGCGCUUACUAAGUACCGCGUCCAACAAAUUAAACCCUUCACCAUCACUGGACCAAUCACUUUAAAGAGUCAUGUAGGACGAAAGUCAAGUUCAAAGUUGGCCUAUAUAUGUAUGUUUGUCUGCACAAAUACGAAAGCGGUUCACUUAGAAUUGAGUUCUGAUUUGUCAACAGAAACAUUCCUAUUGGCUUUAACACGUUUCACAUAUCGUCGCGGUCCAGUGAAUGAAAUCCACAGCGAUAACGGUACGAACUUUGUUGGAGCAUCACGCCUGUUGAACCCAAUACAAACGUUAACUAACUCACAAUCAUUCCAAACUCGCGUACGUGCCCAUCUGGCCGCAUCCAGCAUAAAAUGGCAUUUCAACCCUCCUUCGGCUCCUCAUUUUGGGGGAUUAUGGGAAGCCCGAGUGAAAUCCACAAAGUCACUUAUUUUUCGCUUUAUUGGACUCCAUAAGUUAACGGCUGAAGAGUUUAUGACACUUUUAACCCAAGUUGAAGCUACGCUAAACUCGCGGCCACUAUGUGCCUUAAGCAAUGACGUAUCAAAUUUCGACGCUCUCACACCAACUUCACACCACUUCUUAACUCUGGAACCAUCUACGUCUCUUCCAGACCCCAACUUAGACAAUGUACCGCUAUCAAAACUGACUCGUUGGCGUCUUAUAUCAGAUAUUCAUCGUCACUUCUGGUCUCGCUGGAAGAAUGAAUAUCUCACUAUACUUCAGGUUCGUUCAAAAUGGUGCUCAAAUAGGAAACAGUUAAAUGUUAGCGAUCUCGUUCUUAUUCGAGAAGCCACACAUCCACUACAAUGGUCAGUGGGAAGAACUCGUCAACUUCAUCCAGGUUCAGACAGAAUAACCCGGGUUGCAAUAGUGGAUAUUGCCACCGGAUCUUUUGUUCACCCAGCUGUUAAACUGUUCCCCUAA